CAAAUUUCAUUUCUUCAUAUUCGUUCAAUCAAAUGGCAUUGAAUCAUCUUCAAUUGCUCCUUUCACUAGUCUUAAUUGCUUCAAUGUUGGGUAUGGGAAUGAGCAAUAGGGAUUUUCAAAAGGGUGCCCAAAAUUGGAAUUUUGGUUUUAAUUAUACGAACUGGCCACCCAGACAUUCGAAUCCUACUCAGAGUUCUAGGAGAAUCGUCGUCGGUGGAUCUGAUAAUUGGCGCUUUGGCUUUAACUACACUGAAUGGGCUAUGAAAAACGCCCCAUUCUUCUUUAAUGACACUCUUGUGUUCAAGUUUGAUCCUCCAAGUAUUAAUAAUACGCAUCCGCACAGUGUCUACUUGUUACCAAACCUAUGGAGCUUUAUAAGGUGCGAUCUGAGAUGGGCGAAACAAGUGAUAAAAACGACACAGGGUGGAGGCGAGGGGUUUGAGUUUGUGCUUAAUAAGUGGAAGCCAUACUACUUUGCUUGUGGUGAAAGCAAAGGUUUCCAUUGUAAAUCUGGGAUGAAAUUUUUUGCAAUGCCGAUGUUCCGUUGGUACUAAAGAUCUCAUUGACAGUAUAUUUUGAUGCUAUACUUACUUCAUGUUCUACAUCUGUUUUGUUUCAAGUUCAAUGUUUCGUACGUAGGCAAAAUAAUCGAGUCUUGAUGUCACAAUAUACAAAUAAGGUGAUUUUGUUAUUUGAAUUAUAUUUUUCUUUGUGUACUUGUACAACAUG
This is a messenger RNA of Cynara cardunculus var. scolymus (artichoke), 729 nucleotides long. RefSeq lists its product as uncharacterized. Bases 33 to 554 code for a protein of 173 amino acids. The transcript is spliced from 2 exons. The record is from RefSeq and is a predicted model, not a curated record. Gene Ontology annotation, molecular function: electron transfer activity. Lineage: Eukaryota; Viridiplantae; Streptophyta; Magnoliopsida; Asterales; Asteraceae.